Cynoglossus semilaevis (tongue sole) is the source of this 5486-nucleotide messenger RNA. It is a transcript of the gene ksr1a, whose product is annotated as kinase suppressor of ras 1a. The record is from RefSeq and is a predicted model, not a curated record. Gene Ontology annotation, molecular function: protein kinase activity; ATP binding. Gene Ontology annotation, cellular component: cytoplasm. The transcript has 21 exons. NCBI's taxonomy places the organism in Eukaryota, Metazoa, Chordata, Actinopteri, Pleuronectiformes, Cynoglossidae. Gene Ontology annotation, biological process: protein phosphorylation; Ras protein signal transduction. The coding region runs from base 336 to 3266 and encodes 976 amino acids.
CGCGCCAAUGAUGUUCCCAACAGCUGACAGACGGUGAGCAGCCUCUGUCAGAGCUGUCGCUGGACUGGACUGUCUGUUGGCCUGUGCCGAGUAGAAACACUCAUAGGUCGGUCAGCGGAUGAAAACCUCCUUCAAAUUGGCUUUUUAUCGAGCCAAUAAAGGAAAAUUAAAUUCACCAUUCGAUUCGCAUCCUCUUCGGGAGCGGGGGUGGGGAGGGGGGCACCUGGUGUCAGCUAACUUCCACAAUAGGUCGCUUGCGCCGCGUUGCGUCGCUCGUUACGGCUGCAUAUGUUCGUUUUGACUGCAACUAUCGUAGCCGUGGCCGAUGCUGAGGAAUGGAUAGUGUGUCUGUAAACGGCGCGAAGAUGGUGGAGAGUGAUGAUGAGCUGCAGCCACAGAGGGACAGCGGCGGUGGCGCAGCGAUGGCCGCGCUUCAUCAAUGCGAACUCAUCCAAAACAUGAUUGAUAUCUCCAUCUCCAGUUUACAGGGACUGCGCACCAAAUGCGCCGCGUCCAACGACCUGACACAGCAGGAGAUCCGCACUUUAGAGGUGAAGCUGAUGAAAUACAUCUGUAAGCAGCUACAGUGCAAACACAAAGUGCCAGAAGCAGAGCGGCCCGCGGCCCUGGACAACUUCCCACACUUACAAGACUGGCUUCACACUAUCAACCUGCGAGAAGGGCUCAUAGUGGCAGUAGAAGCAGAGUUGUCCCUGGAUGCCUUACUCCAGAUGACAAGUGCUCAAGUGAGUGAUACGAUGCGAAGACUCGGUUCAGGUUCAGAAGAAUGUGCAAGACUCAUUGCUGCCCUCUCCUGUCUGAAAAGUGCCACCGAAACAGGAGGUGAACUGAGAGGAGACGCAGGUCUAUGGCUGUCAGAGCCCACCAAGAGAGACAGUGGCUCUCUAAUGACUGCAGAGCAGCUUUCUAACCUGGGCACGCCCCUCCGCUUCCACAGUCCGUCCCCUUUAGCGAGACCUUACACUGUCCAGUCCACACCAUGCACUCCCUGUGCUACCUUUCCACAUCCCCGCUCUGGCUCCAUGUCAUCAGCACCCACACCUGAGGCCCACUUCCACAGUGAAAGCCCCCUCACCGAUCCCUUUCCCAUGUCCUUACCUCAAACCGCAACCCCUCCUAUAACUCCCCUGUCGAGGAGGUGUCACCGGCUGAAGCCGCCCUGCACGCCUCCGCCCCCGUCCCGCAAAGUACUUCAUCUUCUUCCUAAUAUCACGCUGACACGCAGCAAGAGCCACGAGUCCCAGCUUGGAAACCGCAUCGAAGACCCUCCUACGAACACGGGUGUUAGAAAGAAUAAGUUGUUCCUAAAUAUGCAAGUCAAUGGGAAUGGAUGUGAAGAAUUUUCCUCCCGUCACCCUGCUCUGUCUGCACGUUUGACCGCUGUCACCACAGCUCCUACCAACAGCCCUUACACUCUUCCUGGCACGCCCACCCUCCUGGAGGAGCACAGCAGCUUGAAGAAUAACAGAGCAGUGCACCGCAGCUCGCCGCAAGCAGUGAGGAGGGACAUUGGCCUUGCAAUCACACACAGGUUUUCAACCAGAUCCUGGCUUUCUCAGACCUGUCAGGUGUGCCAGAAGAACAUGAUGUUUGGGGUAAAGUGCAAACACUGCCGAUUAAAGUGCCAUAACAAAUGCACCAAGGACGCUCCUUCCUGCAGGAUCUCCUUUCUACCAAUUGCUAAAAUUCGGAGGACUGAGUCCGUCCCGUCCGACAUCAACAACCCCGUGGAUCGUCCACCAGAGGCACCACAGUUCGGCACACUACCAAAAGCCAUUACAAAGAAGGAUCAUCCACCGGUUCUGAACCAGCUGGACUCCAGCAGCAAUCCAUCCUCCACCACUUCAUCUACACCUUCAUCUCCAGCACCCUUCCAGCAGAGCAACCCCCUCAGUGCCACACCCCCACCCAACCCAUCCCCGAAAGGUCACCGAGAAAGUCGAUUCAACUUUCCAGCUGCCUGUUACUUUCAGCAUAGACAGCAGUUUAUCUUCCCUGAUGUUUCCAGUCCUUCAAGUCUGCACACUGAUGUCCUUGAAGACACUGUCAGUGAGAUGGAGCAAGCAGAGGACGUACAUGCUGAGCUGGUAGAAGAUGAAGACGAAGAGGAAGAAGAGGAGGACGUUGAGGAUGAAGAUGCAAGAACACUGGAGAAGAAAAACAAACAGGACAGGGAGCAUCGCAAUGACAGCGAAGAUGAAGAUGAAGAUGAGGACGACAUGGAGGAGAUCCGGAUGAAUGUUGGUUCAGACGGGGAGCUGGAUGGCGACAAUCUGGACGACCUGCCCAGCUCUCAGGGCAACAUGUGGAAGGGACCCAUCUCCCGCAAAGGCUCUCAGACCAGCGUCUACCUUCAGGAGUGGGACAUCCCCUUUGAGCAGCUGGACCUUGGAGAGCUCAUAGGAAAGGGUCGCUGGGGCCGAGUUCACAAGGGCCGGUGGCAUGGGGAGGUAGCCAUACGGCUGCUGGAGAUCGACGGAAACAACCAGGAUCAUCUGAAACUCUUUAAGAAGGAGGUGAUGAACUACAGACAGACGAGACAUGAGAAUGUGGUGCUCUUCAUGGGAGCCUGCAUGGCUCCACCACAUCUAGCUAUUAUUACCAGUUUCUGUAAAGGGAGGACACUGUAUUCAGUUGUCAGGGACUCUAAAAACACCCUGGAUAUCAACAAGACCAGACAAAUCGCUCAGGAGAUUGUUAAGGGAAUGGGUUAUCUUCAUGCAAAAGGAAUUGUUCACAAAGAUCUGAAGUCAAAGAAUGUGUUUCAUGACACCAACAAAGUCGUGAUCACAGACUUUGGGCUGUUCGGGAUCUCAGGAGUUGUUCAGGAAGGAAGGCGUGAAAAUAAACUUAGACUUCCUUACGGCUGGAUUUGUUAUCUGGCUCCAGAGAUUGUGCGCAGGAUGAGUCCAGGUAACAAUGAAGACCGACUGCCUUUCUCCACUGCAGCAGAUGUGUAUGCCUUUGGCACCAUUUGGUAUGAGCUUCAAGCACGGGACUGGCCAAUCACGAACCAGCCUAUGGAAGCAACCAUCUGGCAGGUGGGAAGUGGAGAGGGCAUAAAGAAGGUUCUGGCCAAGAUAAACCUCGGCAAGGAAGUUACUGAGAUCCUGUCCGCCUGCUGGGCGUACGACCUGAGGGAAAGGCCCACCUUCACUCAGCUGGCUGACAUGCUGGAGAAGUUGCCCAAACUCAAUCGCAGGCUGUCCCACCCCGGGCAUUUCUGGAAGUCUGCAGAGUUGUAGCAGCAGUUGCACUGACCACAUAACCAACACACAGCAAACGCCUGGGUCUACCUUGCAUGCUCCUGAAUCCUAAAGUCUAACAGGACUGAUCAAAGCUCUGACUCUGCUUCCACUAAUACACACAGCCAGGUCUUCUGUGCCUAAUCACUUGGUGUGGUCCGUGGUGAUUGGUGGACUGAGGUAGCAAUGUGAGGAGGAGGAAGAGGAGGACAAACUCCAUCAUCUUCAACCCUCUGUCUCUGAUCCUGACCUCCUCACUUUCUUAAUUUUGUCUUGUGCAUCAAUCUGAGGCUCCGGUGUCAGUACUCAGACUAACCUGCUACUCUAAGGCCCGUCCUGGCGGUGCCAGACUUUCUGCCGUCUCCACCUUUUCUGUGCCGUUGUGGUGAUGUGGUUGUUGUCACGCAGGCCUGCAUCUGCAUCUGCACAGCUGCUCUUUGUUCUGGAGAUGAACAACCGCUCCACUGGGACUCUAGAUUAACUUCAUGGUCAUAUUUCUCCUCCGUUUUGUCUGAUUGAUUUGUUACACAGUGGUCUGUGGUGUGCACACAGCUCCUGCUUCUCUGCUGUUUAUUACUGAAAGGUCAGUUUGCUACCAUACAGACAGACCAUCGACUGUAGAAAAGAAACAAACGUUGACAUUCCACGUCAAAAACCAAGUCUAGUUUUUGAAGCUCGGGAUUUGCACAUAAGGGAGACAUCAUAGAGCAUUGUUUCCCAAAGACUGGGUCACGGCCCUCAGGUGGGUCACAAGAGUUUUUUGUUUUUUUUUGGGUCGUCUUGCAUCAUGUUUCCCAGGAACAUGUUGACUUGGGUCGCGAAGGUUUGUGACUUUUAAAAUAUGGGUCCCCAGAAAAAAAAGUUUGGGAAACACUGUCCUAGAGGUUUAGACACCAGAUGCUAGGCUUCAGUCUGAUGGUUAUGGGAUUGUAGGUUACAACAUUUCAUUCAUGUUACAUUUAAGCUAAGAUCCAGUGACUAAAAGCUUUUUUUUACUCAUUUUGUUCUGCCAUCAGUGUGUUUGAUGAUUUCCAGGGCAGCUUCGUCCUGUAGCUGUAGUUAGUUUACCUGGUUGGGUGUGAUGUACUGUAUGACUACCUGUUCGUUGUCUUUGAUAUGUUAGUUUCACUAAGCGUGUUAAAAUUAGGUGCUAAUGGAGAUGCUGAAUUACCAAUCCAUGACGUGUUUUAUAAAGCUUUCACAAUUCACCCCCCAAAAAACAACAGAGCAGGAUCAUUCUAUUUACACUAAAAGAUUGGAGAAAUAAAACGUUGUGUCUGUUCUAUAUAGUUGGUAAGUGCACUUUAUAAAAACACAAGUUACUACGAAUGAGCCUUCUGAAAGGUUGACUGAUUUCAGUCAAAGGAAAAAAAAAACCAGGACCAUGGAGCGAGCGUCCUAACUCUUCUUGAACGUUACCUGUUGUGCGUGCUAUUGCGAGCUGUCUGUAGUUACUGGCUUCAGUGUGCAUGUAUUUAUGUUUUGUGUGUGUUUACAUGCAAUUGGGUUGCACAUACUGUUUGGGAUCAUGUAGGGUUGUUGUUUUGUUUUUGUUUUUGUGAAAAGAUUGCUGUAGACAUGUUACAAACCCACUGGUGUAUAAUGUAAAUACAUUAUUUAAUAAUAACAAUGACUUGGAUUUUAAUAUUUGUACAAACAUUUUCUAUGUAAUUGACAUUGCAACACUUUUGAAUAGGUACUGCUAUGGCCACCACAGAUAUGUAUAUAUUUAUAUUUUUUCCAUGUACAGAAACACUGUACAAAAAACCCGUAUAAUUUUUAGAAUGGGCCAAUACAUGUUUUUUUUUUUGUUACUGUAAAAUUUAAUAUUUUUGUAUUGCAUGUGAUUGCCAUUCUGUACACACAGUUUCUGUUUUCAUCCAUGGAAGACAAUAAAUAUGUCUUGUCAUUAGUAACAAAGUGAGUUCAGUUUGGUCCGUUUGAAACCAAAAAUUUGAACUCUUUUUACACAACUUAUCACAGUGGGAAGUUUACCUUUCAGCAACUUGUCUUUUAUGAGUUUUAUUAUUGUAUUGCCUUUUAUGUUUUUAUUAUUAUUAUUAUUUACUGGGUUUUAGAUUCUUCUUAUGCUGCUCAGUUUGGCACAUUGACUACAUUUUUUGGUUUACAUCAGGGGUCAACUAUAAUUGUUGUAGGACCAGAAUUUUUCUGAAUAGACACCUCGGGGUCCAGACACCGAAUAAAAUAAAAUAAAAAUCA